Molecule: messenger RNA, 1240 nt
Organism: Anas platyrhynchos (mallard)
Lineage: Eukaryota; Metazoa; Chordata; Aves; Anseriformes; Anatidae
Source: RefSeq, a predicted model, not a curated record
GAGAGGGCUACUCUUAUUUCAAAGGGAGAAACUGAAGAAUUUACCCUGCUGCCUUUCCUAUUUGAGGAUAUUUGAAAUGGGAAUACAUCUUUCAGGUCGAGGACUUCAAAAGGUCUGGAGAAGAUUUCAAGACAAGUCAAAUCCAUCACGGUUAUUGGUGGUGGCUUCUUGGCAGUGAGCUGGCCUGUGCUCUGGGAAGAAGAGCGCGAACCAGAGGCCUGGAGGUGAUUCAGCUGUUUCCAGAAAAUGGCAAUAUGGGCAAAGUCUUGCCUGAAUAUCUGAGCAACUGGACCACAGAGAAAGUCAGAAAAGAGGGUGUUAAUGUUAUGCCUAACGCCGUGGUCAAGUCUGUCUCUGUCUCUGGAAAUCGACUGGUGAUUAAACUAAAAGAUGGCCGAAAGGUGGAGACUGAUCACAUUGUGGCUGCAGUAGGGCUGGAGCCUAAUGUGGAAUUAGCGAAAUCUGCUGGUCUAGAGGUGGAUUCUGACUUUGGAGGAUUCCGGGUCAAUGCAGAGCUGCAGGCACGCUCCAAUAUCUGGGUGGCUGGGGAUGCUGCCUGCUUCUAUGAUAUCAAACUAGGUAGGAGACGUGUAGAGCACCACGAUCAUGCUGUUGUGAGUGGAAGGCUAGCUGGAGAAAACAUGACGGGAGCUGCAAAACCCUACUGGCAUCAGUCCAUGUUCUGGAGUGAUCUGGGCCCUGAUGUAGGGUAUGAAGCCAUUGGACUUGUUGACAGUACUUUACCAACAGUAGGGGUUUUUGCUAAAGCAACAGCAAAGGACACACCAAAAUCUGCAACGGAGCAAUCAGGGACAGGUAUCCGAUCGGAAAGUGAAACUGAAGCAGAAGCUUCAGAAGUUCCCACUUCUCCGAGUGCUUCACCAACGCCUCACGUUCCAAAGGAAGGAGAAGAUUAUGGCAAAGGUGUCGUUUUCUACCUCAGGGACAAAGUUGUGGUGGGAAUUGUGUUAUGGAAUAUCUUCAACAGGAUGCCUAUAGCUCGCAAGAUCAUCAAAGAUGGGGAAGAGCAUGCUGAUCUCAAUGAAGUAGCAAAGCUUUUCAACAUCCACGAAGACUGAGCUCCAGAAUUUAAUCGCUGCAAUAGGAGUAGGGCAGCAGGUUCUUGCUGACUGUGUGUACCCCUUCAUCUUGGAGAACUUGCUCUGAGCACUUGUUAAUAUUUCCCAUCACCUAGAAUUCUAAUGUUUGCACCAAUAAAAUCAGAUUCUUCUAACUUAAA